AUGAGGAUCGCCAUCCGCGAGCAGCUCGCCCUGCUCGUUGUGUUGGCCACCCUGGUUGCCCUUGCUAUCGUCUCGAUACCUGUCUGGAUAUAUGUUCACCAAUUCAUAGUUGGCGUUCAAGAAAAUGCUCUCAGCUUGACCGCAUCGCUCAAAGCUGCUCGCAUAGCCGCCGAGAUUGACCUUUUGCAGACGACAUGCUCGACCAUCGCUUCCCGGGUACUGGUUCAGCGUGCGCUGUUGAACUUUUACAAUGGUUCUUCGUCGCCGAGUUUGUGGGAUGAAGCUAGGAUCGAUGUUGAAAACGCGCUUAACUUACCUGGCCAGCCUGAUCUCUUGCAAGCUCGCAUCUACUCGCGGAACUCGACAGGGUCCUCGUCAAAUGGUCUCAUGGCGACCACAUCGACCAUGUUCCACGACAUCCAACUCCCCUACAACAAACCCGAUGGUACUCCUGCAAUGUUGGGUAACGACACGUACGGCUUUCCGCCCAUGCUUUACCCCAACAUUACAUAUACCGAUACGGGCGAGCCGAGUCCCAUCUCUCCCGAUACCAACAUAUUCUACGCGGAUGCAUUUCCUGGCAUACGACUGACGCAGGGGCUGUUCCUCGGCCCCCUCGUCAUCAAUGAUACCUUCGCCCUGGUCUCGCUCACCGUCGCUGUCCGGGGCAAUACUGACAAGCUCGUCCUCGGCUACAUGACCCUCGUCGCUUCGGCCUCCAAUCUUAUACUCAUCCAGGACUCUCCCGAAGGGCUCGGCAACACUGGGCUGACGCUCCUGUUUGGACCUGAUCAGGCAUAUAAUAGGUUCAACUAUACCGACCCUCCGGUGACCAACAGCAGUUACAAGAUACCGGACACCUUCAAAUUUGCCCGCACAAAGAUACACUUUGUGCUGCCACCUACGAAGCUAAACAGCACAGUUGAUCGACAUCUCAAGCACAGUUUUGAGAGCGGUAACUACAACCAGGAGUUUGAGCUCGGAGAUUAUCCCGCAGUUUUCGACAGUUUGACAAAGUUCAACCGACAAGCUGUCAACAAUGCCAAGGCAAACCUGUGGACAACCAACGAACAAGGAGUAGACGUUUCAGUGGGUACGGCGCGGCCCAAAUCGCAGUACGUCGACUGGGUAGUUGUGGUGGAGCAGGACAGGGCCGAAGCGCUACAGGCUAUAAAUACCCUGCGAACCAUCUUGCUUGGUUGCGUAUUUGGCGCCGCUGGCCUCAUGUUCCUGCUCAUCUUCCCCUGUGCGCACUUUAGUGUGCGACCGAUUCGCGAUCUCAAGAUUGCGACUGAGAAGUCGAUAAUGCCUCCAGGCUAUGAUGAUUAUCACGGUGGUACGAGCGAGAACCCAGGCUCCGGGGUGCUGUCAUCGCUCUCAGAAAAGGGCUGGAUCGGAGCCAUUGUGCGGAAGACGAGACUCAAGUUGGGGCUUCCCGCCAGGAGAAAACGGCGAGAAUCUGACCAGGACGAAAGCUUGACGCAGCGUCAAGUGUUCAAGAUUCCCGGAAAGGUCCAGGAUCGUAAACACUACAUAACAGACGAGCUGACCGAGCUGACUACCACGUUCAACGAGAUGACGGAUGAACUUUACAAACAGUAUUCUUCCCUUGAUGAGAAGGUCGCCGAGAGGACCAGGGAGCUUGAGAUCAGUAAAAAGGCAGCAGAGGCGGCCAACGAGAGCAAGACGCUUUUCAUCGCAAACAUUUCACACGAGCUUAAGACGCCUCUCAACGGCAUCAUGGGCAUGUGCGCCGUGUGCAUGGAGGAGACGGACAUUACGCGUAUCAAACAGUCCCUAAAGACGCUCUACAAGUCGGGCGAUUUGCUGCUGCACCUUCUCGAGGAUCUAUUGAGCUUCUCAAAGAACCAGAUUGGACAUCAGAUCAGCUUGGAAGAGCGAGACUUCCGUCUGGGCGACAUUCGACAGCAGCUCUUAUCGAUCUUUGACAAGCAGGUUCGCGAGAGCGGUACGCACUUCUCGGUGGAGUUUGUGGGCCACGAUAUACUCGACUUCUACCAGUACUCAGUCGGUUCUGAAAGGCAAAGUUUGGAAAAGACGAGACUACCUGCUCUCGGUCCGUCGGCUGCGGGUGCCGGCAGGUUGAAGGAUAUGUGUCUGUGGGGAGAUCAACACAGGAUCCUCCAGGUCAUCAUUAACCUAGUCAGCAACAGUCUGAAGUUUACACCUUCGGGGGGCAAAGUGCAACUAAGGAUAAGAUGUGUGGAGGAGAUCGAGCAGAACAGCCAGACCGGCGAAAACAGUCGCUCCUCGUCCUUCUCUAAGAGCGGAUCCGCAAGGCAAGGACGCCCACGGCACCGGGUGGGUUCGUCGUCGGCACAAUCGGCAGCGUCGACGAAAGGCGUCUCAACGCCAGGCACGACAGGUACUGCGCUGGCCAUCAACCCGAUGGAUCCUAAAACUGUACCACAUAUUCAGGUACGCGAGCGAUCCCUGUCGCCGCCUCCACCAGGUGCCAAGGCCUUCCUGUUCGAAUUCGAGGUCGAGGACUCCGGUCCGGGUAUACCAGAGCAUAUGCAAGCCCGUGUCUUUGAGCCUUUUGUACAGGGCGACUUGGGAUUGAGCAAGAAGUAUGGCGGCACCGGGCUAGGGCUGAGCAUUUGCCAGCAGCUUGCCACGCUCAUGGGUGGAAACAUCACGCUGAGGAGUACUGUUGGUGUUGGGUCGGUCUUUACGAUGAGGAUACCGCUUAAAUACGUGAAGGACAGACCAUCCAGCACAGCCUCUAGCAGCAUAAAGUCUCGGCCACAGAGCUUGGCCUCUACUGACGGUGACACCACCAACGUGCGUGUGGUGUCGCAUAGCAAGUCUGCCCCCGACGGGAAGCAUGCUUCCGUGUUAGACAACAAGCCACGCCUCGUCGGGCUGAGCCACCCGUUCUUCUCGCCAACGCAGGCCACGGCACCCAAGCUAUCGACAGAAGAUCACAAAACCAAUCUGAACGAAAAGAUCGCCAAGGCAGUCGCGGCCAAAGGUGGCAACAGGCUUCGUGUUCUCGUUGCCGACGACAACUCAACAAACGUCGAGGUCGUUUCCAAGAUGCUUCGGUUAGAGCACGUCUCAGACGUCACGGUCGCCUCGGACGGGCAGGAAGCCCUCGAGGUUGUCAAGGCCAACAUGGAGAACAACCUUUACUUUGAUCUCAUCUUUAUGGACGUGCAGAUGCCCAACCUGGACGGCUUGCAAUCCACGCGGCUGAUCCGGCAGAUGGGCUACAGCGCGCCCAUCGUGGCGCUGACCGCCUUUAGUGAGGAGAGCAACGUCAAGGAGUGCAUGGAGAGCGGGAUGAACGAAUUUCUGGCCAAGCCUAUCCGCAGGCCCGCAUUGAAGCAGGUCUUGAAGAAGUUUGCCACCAUUCCUGAGGAGCCCGAAGAUGGCCGGCGGACAACGCCACCUACGAGUGCCAAAAACGUCGUUCCUGACUCCCAUGGGACCAAGUCACCAGUUCGGACUGAGGUUGCCGAGGCGAGGCGCGAAGACGUGCCAACCGGCAACGGCAAUGCUGUAGUCGGGCCAGAUGCCAAUAACAACAACAGCGUCCUGAUAUCCCAGCCUCCGUUACCGCCCAUGAAUGGUGCUGCUGUGGCAACAUGA
Molecule: messenger RNA, 3615 nt
Organism: Pyricularia pennisetigena
Lineage: Eukaryota; Fungi; Ascomycota; Sordariomycetes; Magnaporthales; Pyriculariaceae
Exons: 2
Coding region: 1-3615 (1204 amino acids)
Biological process (GO): protein autophosphorylation; phosphorelay signal transduction system
Molecular function (GO): phosphorelay sensor kinase activity; histidine phosphotransfer kinase activity
Source: RefSeq, a predicted model, not a curated record